Penicillium arizonense is the source of this 492-nucleotide messenger RNA. Its product is annotated as DUF3237 domain-containing protein. The record is from RefSeq and is a predicted model, not a curated record. Bases 1 to 492 code for a protein of 163 amino acids. The transcript is spliced from 2 exons. NCBI's taxonomy places the organism in Eukaryota, Fungi, Ascomycota, Eurotiomycetes, Eurotiales, Aspergillaceae.
AUGGCGCCCAAGCUUGAGCUAUGCUGUACCAUGAGAGGAUAUAUGUCGAAUGAGAACAGUGUUACUCUCAGUGAAAUAAAGAACGGUCCUUCGCGAAUCGUUGUUCCCAUAACCCACGGCUUUGUGAAAGGUCCUGAAGUACAGGCCGACGUUUUGCCUGGCAGUGGAGAUUGGAUCCUGCUUGACCCCUCGACAAACGUUUGCCACCUCAACGUCAGAAUUCAAGCUCGCACUCCCGAUGGACACGGCUUGUAUGUUCACUACAAUGGCAUUCUAAAGAUAAAUGAAGCGGGUAGCAAGGUUCUGUCAUGGGCGCCUGACGCCAAGUCUACCAACUAUGGAGACCAGGAGUGGUUCUCGGGUCCAAUUGUUGAGACGAGUGAUCCGAAGCUCAAAUGGAUGGAGACUUCUUUGUUUGUUGGACAGGGUCGUUUUGUCGUCGAAGGAAAAGAGGAAGCUGUGGAGUAUGAGAUUUAUAAGGUUACCAACUGA